CACCCCUCCACGCCUCAUUUUUAUUAUUUUUUCCCGUGCGAAAUCAAAUUCUCUCACUACAACCAGAACCAAAUCUCUCUCCAACCCCUUCGAGUUUUUAAAGCGGCGUCGUUUGGAGACCAUCGUCAUCACCGUCACCAACCAUGUCGUCGUCGUCGAAGAAGAUCACCCUCAAGAGCUCGGACGGCGAGUCGUUCGAGGUCGAGGAGGCGGUGGCGCUGGAGUCGCAGACCAUCAAGCACAUGAUCGAGGACGAUUGCGCAGACAAUGGCAUUCCUCUGCCCAAUGUCACCAGCAAGAUUUUGGCCAAGGUCAUCGAGUACUGCAAGAAGCACGUCGACGCCGCCAAGCCCGACGAGAAGAUCUCCGAGGACGAUCUCAAGGCCUGGGAUCAGGAAUUCGUCAAGGUCGACCAAGCUACGCUCUUUGACCUCAUUCUGGCUGCAAACUACUUGAACAUCAAGACCCUUUUGGACCUGACUUGCCAGACGGUUGCAGACAUGAUCAAGGGUAAGACUCCGGAAGAGAUCAGAAAGACCUUCAACAUCAAGAACGACUUCACCCCGGAGGAAGAGGAGGAAGUUCGUCGUGAGAACCAGUGGGCGUUUGAAUGAAGUUCUCGGUGAUGUCUCUUUAGUGGGGAACUUCAAGAGCUGGCAUACCUAUUGUGUAUUUUAGUUUAUCAGCUGACUUCUUUAUUAUUCUGUGUUUUUAAGUGCUUUAUCGGAGUCGUUAAGUCCUUGAAUUGUAGAUAAAAGUUGGAUUCUGGUGUUGGUGGUUGUUCUUACUGCUGUCAAUGCCAGUCAGUUUUACUCUUUCUGAAUUACAAUAUUCUACUUCCAUUAAGUGGUUUCUCAUGUGGUUUGAAUCAAGCUUGGUGUGUGUGCCUUA
Messenger RNA from Malus domestica (apple), 891 nucleotides. Its product is annotated as SKP1-like protein 1A. Gene Ontology annotation, biological process: SCF-dependent proteasomal ubiquitin-dependent protein catabolic process. Gene Ontology annotation, cellular component: cytoplasm; nucleus. The record is from RefSeq and is a predicted model, not a curated record. Gene Ontology annotation, molecular function: cullin family protein binding. NCBI's taxonomy places the organism in Eukaryota, Viridiplantae, Streptophyta, Magnoliopsida, Rosales, Rosaceae.